AUGCGGUUCUGUAUUGUAAUUGCAGUGUGCUACUUUAAUGAAAUUUUUACUCAAGAAUGCAAAAAGGAUGAGCAUGCCAUUUUGGGCAUGAUGCUUCGAAGACACACCUUCAAAACUAUGAAAUCAUCGAUUGCGGCUGAAUGUAAUCAGGCGUGUAACGAUGAUUUCCGAUGUCACAGCUUCAACUACGUCAUUUCUAAUGAACUAUGUGAACUAAAUAACCGGACUAAGGAGGCCAGACCAGAGAACUUUGUGCCAAAUUCUGCGAGAUAUUAUGUUAAGAGUAAUAAGGAAAGAGGUCAGUUUAACCAUAGAAAACCCUCAUCAAUGAAGUGAAACCCAUCUGAACAAUAGUGGCUAGUCUUACUAGAAAAGUAAGACCAUAGGUGAAUGACAUAAAUUGGUCUAAAUUUAUACUUUGAAGUUAUUCCCACAUUUAAGUCAGAAGGCAAUUUCUAACCCGAAAGCCUUUUUCCAUCGAGAACCAUAGUAAACAAAAAUGAAUAUUUUUUUUUUCUUUCACUUGCGCACUGUAAUAAGACGGAAACCCGUAAUGAAGUUCAUGACGUCAAAACUUGCCAUCUCUCCAGUACAUGUAUAGAUUUAGUUUUAUUUUUAGUGGGCAAAUGGAAUUAGAAUUACAUUCUAAAGGAAAUGUUUUUCGACCUCAGUUCGUCUUGGUUCCAUUCCGGAAUUUCCAGCGGAUACAUGUGAGGAGAUACAACGAAGCGAAGAGGGAGAAGCGACCAGCGGCGAGUACUGGCUUUACUCCAUCACAACGGGAAAAACUGUUCUUGUUUCUUGCAAUAUGGAAAGAAAGGGUGACAAAACUGAAGUUUUUUUUGUUCUUGUAAUUGAUGUGGAUGUGAAAAUUUUAAUUCUUGUGAUUUACAGGUAGAGUAAUUGAUUUGUUGUGCACUGUUUGUCUCCUUUCGAUGAAAUCCUUGUCACAACCGUCAAAUAUAGCGGUAAAUGUCAUGUUGUUUUCUCAUUUGUCCAUGUCUGUAUUACAUCAGUUAUAAAAUUUGGGAACACCUUAACCAAAGUAAGGAUACGGUAGACCUUCGGAGGCCAGUUUUCUUUUUUUUGUUUUUUUGCACUAAUUAUUUUGCCUGUCAACACGAAUUAGAGAUACUUUUUGCGGCAAAACAUCUUAUAAACGGUAGCUCUUCAAUUUCAAUCGCAUAAACAUUUCCUGAUUUCGAUCGCACGUGAAGAUCUCUGCAAUCGGUUUGGGUGUAAAACUGGACAAAAGUCUGAGAAAGAUAGCCUGGUCGAGAAGAAAUUCGACUCGAAAAGGCGAAAAAGGCCUCUGAAACAGACAAAGGUUCGUGGUUUGAGGAAUUUUGGCUGAUCGCACUCGAUCGAAAAGUUUUACCGCGGCUGCUCGAGCCGUGUGAGACUUGAAAUUGCCCAUAAGCAGAGUUCAACAAGAUCUUUCAGUUGUAACUUGAAACAUAUUUUUUAACUUGCGCUCGGGGGAGGGUGUUCAAGUUGUUUACAUAUGGUCACCUGACUGACAUUGUCAAUAAAUUUUUCAACUGUUAAAAACUUAUUACUUUUUAACAUUUUGAUGUCAAUUUUAUUUUUCAUUGUUUUUUUUUUGUCAUUUAUAGUAGACGAUCUAGUUUUCUUUUUAUUUCAUGAUGGUAUAUUUGCUUAUAUUGACAGAUAUUGCUAAUUCUUUUAACCAUAUUUUUGGAGCCGGUGGUGGGAGAAAAGGACGCUUUGGCACUGUACAGACGUUCACUGUUCCACGGACCACCCGCUAUCUCAUCAAAGCCUGGGGAGCUCGGGGAGGAACACAUUCAUACGAUUAUGGAGACUAUCCAGGAACAUAUUAUGGUGGAAAGGGAGCGUUUAAAGAAGGGAAGUUCAGACUGAAUAAAGGAACAGUGUUAAAUAUUGUGGUGGGACAAAGAGGAGGAGAUUCAGUGGAGGUUAAAGGCGGACAAAGCACUAACAAAACAGCAGCUCAACUAGGAGUGUCCGUGGAAGACAAUGCUGGCACUGGAGGAGGGGGAGGAAGUUUUGUUUAUACUACAGCUGAUGUUCUGUUGCUGGCUGCCGGAGGAGGAGGGGGUGCGUCUGGUGGAUAUAAUGGUGUGGAUGGUCAGGCGGAAUCAAAUGGCACCAGUAGUGUAGGGCAGGUUUCGUCACAAGUUCGAAAUGGAGGCAUAGGUGGGCAGCCAGGUGAAUGCAACAGUGAGGGCGGUUACCACCAUGGAGGAGUGGGAGCGGGUUGGUUUGGUCAAGGUUGUACCCGGCUAGGCUCCUCCCAUGGGGAAAGAGGUGGAUCACGUGCGCAAGCGUGGAUCGGAGGUCAAGCCGGAGAUAUGAAUAGCGGUAAUAACGGGGGCCCUGCACCAGGAGCAGUUGGUGGGUUUGGUGGUGGGGGAGGUGGAGCAGAGGAUAAUGGUGCAUCAGGUGGAGGUGGUGGCUACUCUGGGGGAGGUAGUGGUACCCGUUGGCAACAAGCCGGAGGUGGAGGAGGCUCGUACUGUAAUGGCGAAGAUUGUUCCGGUUUGGCUGGUGGGAAUGCGAAUGAUGAUGGCCUUGUGCAAAUUAUGGAAUUGUUCCGCUAA
Molecule: messenger RNA, 2585 nt
Organism: Pocillopora meandrina
Lineage: Eukaryota; Metazoa; Cnidaria; Anthozoa; Scleractinia; Pocilloporidae
Source: the annotation of a GenBank genome assembly